Molecule: messenger RNA, 2126 nt
Organism: Branchiostoma floridae (Florida lancelet)
Lineage: Eukaryota; Metazoa; Chordata; Leptocardii; Amphioxiformes; Branchiostomatidae
Product: phytanoyl-CoA dioxygenase domain-containing protein 1 homolog
Exons: 10
Coding region: 7-1146 (379 amino acids)
Source: RefSeq, a predicted model, not a curated record
UCAAAGAUGGCGGACGCAGCAACAGACGACGGGGCCCCUCCGUGUAAGAAGGCGGCGCCCCCUUCGUGUUGUCCCGAGGUUUAUGUUACCAAACCUCCGCAACCUAAAGAGAAGAAACCGGGACAACUCACGGCGAAACAAGUCGACCAGUUUUUCGAAGAGGGUUACGUCUUGGUGAAAGACUUCUUCACGCCGGAGGAGCUCCAGCCCGUCCGAGAUGCUGUGGAAGACUUGGUGGACAAACUGGCGGACAAGAUGCACAAGGCCGGCAAGAUCAAAGACACCCACAAGGGGGCGGGCCUGUUCCAGAGACUCACGCUCCUGGAGAAGGAGUUUCCCGGCACGGCAGUGAUCCUGCACAAGUGGGGAAAACUGCCACAGGCGUUCCGUGACCUGUGGACCAAUGAGCGGCUGUUGAACGCUGUAGAACAGUUCGUGGGACCGAACAUCGCCGGGCACCCUGUGUGGAACCUCAGGACUAAGACCCCGAGUAACGAACAAGUUACCGUUCCCUGGCACCAAGACAACGCGUACCUGCAACCGCCGUCUCUCGGGACGCUCCAGCCCACCGCCUGGAUCCCGCUGCUGGACGCCACCAAGAAGAACGGAUGUAUGCAGAUCAUGCGCGGAGGCCAUAAGAAGGGCAUCACGGCUCCUCACGUCUGCUGUGCCGGGGGAACCUGGUACGUGGAGCUGUCAGAGGAGGACAUGGAGAAAACACUGGGCUGUGACCUUGAGAAUGACAUAGUGACAUGUGAGGUGCCCUAUGGCGGUGUUCUCUUCCUCAACAACUGUGUUCCACACCGCAGCCUAGAGAACUACUCGGAUGAGAUCCGCUGGAGUCUGGACCUCCGCUGGCAGGACCCUGCCAAACCGUCCGGGUUCUGGGGCGACAGGGAACACGUCCUCAUGAGAACCGAAGAGGAUCCUGGGUACAAACCGGUUUGGGACGGUUUUGUUGACGUCAGCAAACACAUCCGGUAUGAAGAGAUAAUGAAAGGUGAGGAACAGGAGCAUAACGAAGACGAGUUCGACCCGACCAUCCAGGGCCCGUGGAUGUUGCGGUGGAAGAUCGUGCACCACAACAGACACACCAAGGGGAUAGAAGAGGGGCACGACAAAAUGUCUACCUGGCACAAGGCUUAAAGCACAAAACACACCAGAGAUUAUGUGGAAAAAAUUCAAAAUUUGAUCCAAUACUUAAUAUCAUAGCACCAGGGCAUAACAAGAUGUCCACAUUGCACAAAGCGUAGAGCACAAAACACACCAAAAACUAAAUGAAAACAGUCGACACUGUCACAAUGGGCCUAAACCUAGUUUGUUCUUUGACUAGUACAAGUUGUAAUUUUGUAAUCACAUACCCAAUAUUAAAGCACCAGGGGAGAGAGGAGGGUCAUAACAAGAUGUCUGCAUGGCACAAGGCUUACAGUACAAACCACACCAGAGAUUAUGUGGGAAAUAGUCCAAAUUUGAUCAAAUACCAGGGCAUAUCAAAUAUCAUAGCACCAGGGCAUAACAAGGUUAAGAGUACAAAACACACCAGAAACUAGAGGGGGAAAGUAAAAAAUGUCACAAUGGAUCCAAAACCUUAAGUUACUUCUUUGAUUAGUCAAAAUGUUAUCACAUACCUAGAGAAGCUGAGAUCCAAUAUCAUAGAACCAGAUGGAUAGAAAAGGGCAUAAUAAGAUGUCUACCUGACACAAAGCGUAGAGUCCAGAGAAAAGACAGAGCCAACAAUGUCACAAGCGAGACCAACAUUAUCUCUUUCAUCAUUCAAAAUCUAAUCACAUACCCAAUAGCAUAGCACCAUAGGGAUAGAGGAGGGGCAUAACAAGAUGUUUACCUGGCGCAAGGCGUAGAGUACAAAACACGCUUUAAACAUGAGGGAUCAAGUCAACAAUGUGACUAUGGGCCCAAAACCUUAACCCUAUCUAGGUCAGGUGGGGGGAUAUGGGCUCAAAGUGCCUGCGCCGAAUUUGACGUCGUAUAACUGCCGUACGACGUGAGCUAGGACUACGAAACUUAGUGACUUUUUCUAAAAUGUAGUUGAGAACACUUCUACGAUAAACUAUAAGUUUGUGUGUUUCUCUCCCGUCAGAUGCUGCUGAAAGGUUUCAUAAUGAAAA